Messenger RNA from Klebsormidium nitens, 1827 nucleotides. Lineage: Eukaryota; Viridiplantae; Streptophyta; Klebsormidiophyceae; Klebsormidiales; Klebsormidiaceae. The record is from the annotation of a GenBank genome assembly.
AUGUUCUUCUUCUCUGAGACCGUCGGGGGUGAGGACGACGUGGUCGGCUUCAUGCUGCCGACGGGGAAUUAUGCGGGCCCAGACCUGGCGGAGGCGACGGCGCGGCUGAUGAACCUCACGACGGCGGGCUCCGGAGGUAGGACCUACGCCGUGACGUACGACCCGUUGCGCUCGAAGUUCGUGUUCUCGAUAGCGGAGCCGGCGGCGGGCGUGACUCGAUUCAAGCUACUAUUCUCGAGGCCCGGUUCCUGCUGCAAGGCAUUCGGCUUCGACGCCGCGGACACGGAGUGGAACUUGGGGUACGCGAACGAGGGGGUGGAUCCGACCGAUUCAGCGUACACGGAUUCCAUAGCGUCCUCCAACUACGCAGACCUGUUCGGGGACACAUACGUCUACCUGUCCAGCCCCGAGCUGGACACCAAGUUCCACGAAACGACGUACACCCGCUCGCUGACCAGCAACAGCGCCCCGUUCGUCGGCAACGCCUUCGUUCGGCUCUCCCUCUUCGGUGCGGCCGGAGACGUGAUCUAUUACUCUGCAGCGACGGCGACGCAAGUGAGCACCGAGUUCAGGCCGCCCCUCGCCAAGCUCGACCAGCUCGAGUUCUCUUGGAGGAGGAAGGACGGGACCCUGGUGGACUUUCAGGGGCUGGACAACAGCUUCACACUUCGUUUCAAGAUCCGAGGAAGGUCUUUGGGGCUUCCGCAGUUCCUCAGGAACGAGGUGAAGCAGAAGAUGGCCAACUCUCCGGACGCGCUCAUGGAAGCCUUCGCAUCCUUCUUCGAGGGUGAUCAGGACGCUGUCAUCGCGCUCAGGAACGGAGACGUCGAAACCCUCACGUCCCUGGAGCGGGUCGUCCGAUGUCCCGUCGGGGCGCUCGCGGUCAAGCUCUGGGGCGGCAUGUCGGAGGGAUCGAAGGACGCGAGUCGAAGGCACCUGCUGUCUCUGGCGGCCGCCGCUGGUCUCGACGAGGGGGCUGACCCCGGCCUGGCGACCGGCGCGCGGGCCUGGUCCCUCGUGUUCUCGGAGGUGGUGGGGAAGCGCGUCUUGGUGCCGGCGGCAUUCCUGGGAAAGAUGGAGCAGGGGAUCGAGCUCCUGAGGGGCCUCGCGGCGACGGUGGAGGAGGACGACAUCCGGCAGGAGGACCUCGAGGAGCUCCUGGACGGGGUCGACCUCGAUCUCGGGACGAGCGACGCGGCCGAGCCGGAGGAGGACGGUCUAUCCGGAGUGCUGAAGGCGCUGUUGCCGCGCUUCAAGGAGGUCAUGGGAUCCGAUCGCAGGAUCGAUUCCGCCGAAGUGGCGACGUACGCGCUGGCGAAGCUGAAGGACGAGAGGUGCGCCAAGAUCGUGGCGACCCUCCGGUCCGCCUUUUCGAACGUCCAGUCGCGGUACUUGCAGUCCACGCUCUCGAAAGCGGCGAACGCGGUCGACCUCAGCUCCGUCGAAGCGGCCGCCGACUCCAUCCGGUCGAUCGACCCGCGAGACUUCGAGGAGGAGAUGCGGGGGCUGGCCAAGGGCGUGGACGCCUCGAAGCUCCAGGCGGUCGCGCGCUCGAUGGGGGAGCUCCUGGAAACCUCCGGCAUGGCGGGAGCCUUCGGGCUGAGGGACGCGGCACGGAAGCUCGGAGGAAUGCUCGCGGACGAUGGUCCGGGCGGGAGUGGAGGCGUGCUCUCGGGAAUCAUGAGUUCGGACGCGGCGCCUGGAAUGAUCUCGCAGAUCCCGGCGGCGAUCGGAGAGGACGGCUCCCUCGACCUGGGCCGGGCCACGGCGUUGGCGAUGAGGAGCAGGAGGGUGCCCAAGAGGCCACGGAUCACGGGUCGGAGUUGA